Messenger RNA from Anopheles stephensi (Asian malaria mosquito), 1711 nucleotides. RefSeq names its product 2-oxo-4-hydroxy-4-carboxy-5-ureidoimidazoline decarboxylase-like. Bases 447 to 971 code for a protein of 174 amino acids. Lineage: Eukaryota; Metazoa; Arthropoda; Insecta; Diptera; Culicidae. The transcript is spliced from 3 exons. Gene Ontology annotation, molecular function: carboxy-lyase activity. The record is from RefSeq and is a predicted model, not a curated record. Gene Ontology annotation, biological process: allantoin metabolic process.
AUAUUUGCGAAUAUUUAACAAGCCUCAAUAUUUUCAUGAAAUUUCUUUUAUCAAUCAUUUUUCUAAAAUUUUAAAAUAUUAAAAUUUGAGAGAACCCUUUGCAAACGUGAUAUUCCACCAACACCUCUGUUUUGAGGUAAAAAAAAGGAAUAAUCAAAACGGGAGACGAAUUCGUGAGGAUUAGGCUUUUUGCAGAAAUUAACAAAUUGCACGUAGAUUUGAUGGUUUGACUGUGGCUGAGGACACAGCGCCGAGAUGCGUUCGAAAAUAAUAACAAAGAUAGUACAGAGCGAUUAAAGCAUCAAUCAGACACAGCGAGGAACUGCUCGCGCGCGCUAGUGAUUGUGAUUGACCAUACGAAAGCCUUUGUUAUCUGUUGCCGCUCAAAACGCAUUCGGUCACCUUCCGAAUCACGAACGCAUUCAGUACAUAUAGCCAGCACAAUAAUGCGUCCAAAGCUCAGUCUGCAACAGUUGAACGAGCUACCGCCCGGGGAGUUUCAUAAAACGUUCGAAAAUGUAAUCGAAUGUUGGCCGGAAGCUGCAAUAUUCUGUUCAGCGUUGCUGCCCUUCAAAAGCUUCGUCGCACUGAUUGCCGCCUUUGAAAACUAUCUGGAACGCUUACCUGCCGAUACGAAGCUGAAAAUAUUGAGACUCUAUCCAGAUUUGGCCGGUAAAAUGCUCGACACCAAUCAACUGUCGGAGGAUUCAUCGAACGAGCAUGCAUCAGUAGGGCUGGAUAACUUAUCGCCCGAGGACAAAAAGCAACUAACGGAUCUGAAUGAAAGCUACAAAACCAAAUUUGGAUUCCCGUUUGUGGUUUGCGUUCGCGAGGCAUCCAAGUUUGAAGUCAUUCUUCGCAGUGUAUCGGAAAGAAUUCAUCACACCGCCGAACAGGAGCUGGCCAUUGCUUUGGGUGAAGUGAAGAAAAUUUGCCGCUUGCGUAUUUUGCAGUUGGUUGAUAAUUUGUGACCAUUUUUGUGAGGUAAGGGUUUCAAAGUUUCAUGAAUAAAUGGCGUGGUAGUGGGUUCCUUCUCUCCGGACCUUGAGAACUUCAGCAAGAUUUAAAUGGAUGGAACAAACAUAAUGUUAAAUUUAUUACAGCCUUUCAUCGUUUUGGACGCUUCACAUACGCUUGUAGCUCAACAGAUAGGCAGAGAUUCCAGCCAGCAUCUGAAAGUAAUAGCAGACAGUUAUCAAUAGUAUUGUGAACAGAUUCUUCAAGAAUGGUGGAUAGUACUAUGAAUUCUCUACGAUCUAUUUAGAGCGAGCAAAUUCCCAACCUUUGCAUGUAUAAAGCUACAAAAAGUUUUCGUUCUUUUUCGAUUUUUCUCUUAUACUGCUAAAAAUUAUGUAGAGUUUUGCCUUUUUCCCGAACUUUUAGCUUAAUUGUGCAAUGAUUAGUCAACGAACGUAUUCAUGCUUCGUUUGGAUCUUUUCUUGCUAUUCAAGAAAAGUGUUUCAGCCUUUUCGUAUUCAACAACUUGUUCAACUUGUUUCGACUUACGUUCAUGUUCUGGAAGAUGUGUUGCUGUGGACCUCCGCCUCGUUUAUUUAUCGUAGUACGAUGAGCUAGAACAGGAGCGAGACCGGUGCCGAUGACGACUCCUUUCCGUACCAGACCGAUGGUUAUAUGGCGAUGGAGUGCGACUUGACGGAAGAAAAGCAAUGGAAUAAAUAAAUCAGUGCCACCUUGUCUCCAAUUUCUUAGC